Periophthalmus magnuspinnatus is the source of this 2652-nucleotide messenger RNA. RefSeq names its product tripartite motif-containing protein 16-like. NCBI's taxonomy places the organism in Eukaryota, Metazoa, Chordata, Actinopteri, Gobiiformes, Gobiidae. Bases 93 to 1724 code for a protein of 543 amino acids. The record is from RefSeq and is a predicted model, not a curated record. Gene Ontology annotation, molecular function: zinc ion binding; protein binding. The transcript has a single exon.
GCUUCCUGCUUCCUCCACACAGAGCUGUGGGUGCAGCUCUCACUCUUAAGUUUCACUUCUGUCCAAGUCAAACUGUUUCUGAUCCAGGAGAGAUGGCGCAGAAAGCACUCGACCAAGAAGCCUUUUCCUGCUCCGUGUGUUUGGAUCUACUGAAGGAUCCUGUGACUAUUCCCUGUGGACACAGCUACUGCAGGAACUGUGUCCAACAGCACUGGGACCAAGAGGACGAGAAGCAGCUCUACAGCUGUCCUGAAUGUCGCCUCAGCUUCAGCCCCAGGCCUGCCCUGGGUAAAAACAUCAUGUUAGCAGGUUUAGUAGAGCAGAUGAAGAAGACAGCGCCCCCUGCUGCCCUCUGCUAUGCCGGACCUGAGGAUGUGUCCUGUGAUGUGUGCACUGGGAGGAAGCUGAGAGCUGUCCAGUCCUGUCUGCAGUGUGUGGCCUCUUACUGUGAGCGCCACCUACAGCCUCAUUAUGAAGCUGCAGCUUUAAAGAAACACCAGCUGGUGGCGCCGUCUCACAGGCUCCAGGAAAACAUCUGCUCUCAACACGACAAAGCGAUGGAUCUAUUCUGCCGCCGUGACCAGCAGCUCCUCUGUUACCUCUGCUCUGUGGACCAACAUAAGGGUCAUGACAUAGUGUCCUCUGCCUCAGAGAGGGCUCAGAGGCAGGCAGAGCUGCCGGCCAGGAGGGCCCUGCUGCUCCAGAGCCUCCAGCACAAAGAGACAGACCUGAAGAGGCUCCAACAGGAGGCCCAGGACAUCAGGAGCUCUGCCCAGACAGCAGUGCAGCGCAGCAACGACAGCUUCAGAGACAUGGCCCUUCUCCUGGACAAAAGACGCUCUGAAGUGGAGCAGCAGAUCCGCUCCCAGGAGGACACCCAACUGAGCCGAGUCCAAGAGCUCCAGGACCAACUGCAGCAGGACGUGAGGGGGCUGAAGAGGAGCCUCUCUGAGCUGGACACACUGGACCUCACCCAGGAUCAUAACCAGUUUAUACAGCGCUACGCUUCACUGUCCCCACACACACAGAGCACAGAGCCAGCCACCAUUCACACAGGGGACCGGGGAUACUUUGAGGAAGUGACCAGAGCUGUGUCCAAGCUCAGGGACACACUCCAGCUCACUCUGAGUCCAGUCCAGGUUUUACUGGCACCAGAUGAACUCAGCUCCAGAGAGGACUUCUUAUAUUAUUCUACAGAAAUCACUCUGGACCCAAACACAGCUCACACCAGACUGUCUCUGUCUGAUGGAAACAGAAGAGUAACAUGUAUGAGUGAAGACCAGAGUUAUCCAGAUCAUCCAGACAGAUUCAGUGACUAUGGUCAAGUCCUGAGCAGAGAGAAUCUGACGGGCCGCUGUUACUGGGAGGUGGAGUGGAGCGGGGGAGGUAUUUUUAUAGCAGUUUCAUACAGAGAGAUUCAGAGGAAAGGAAACUCUGAUGAAUGUGUAUUUGGAGUCAGUGAUAAAUCCUGGGCCUUCAACUGUGACAAAUCCAGAUGUUUAUUUUUGUUUAACAAAGUCCAGUCCCAGGUCUCACAUCCAGUCGGGUCCAGAAUCGGGGUUUACCUGGACCACAGUGCAGGGGUUUUGGCGUUUUACAGCGUCUCUGAAAGUACCAUGAGCCUCCUCCACAGGGUCCAGACCAGGUUCACUCGGCCUCUCUACACUGGGGUCUGUAUUGGUUGUUAUACUGGAGACACUGCACAUUUCCCUAAACUGAAGUAGCAGCUUUGUUCUCCACAGUUUGGGAUCGAAUUUGUGCCUUUUAUAUUUGACUAAUUUGAAAAAAAGUUGAAAGUAUUGUUAUGGCUUUCUUUAGCAUAAAUCUUUAUUUGAAUUGUUAUAGAUCUUUUCGACCUAACCAUCUGUUGUUAUGUAUAAGGUGUAUCUCUUGUUCGUGCGUCCAGCGGCCUUCGUCCACUUUGAUUAGACUAAACUGGCGAGAUUGUUUUGGUGGUAUAAAACUCUGUAUGUGUUUACAUUUGUGAGCUGGGGGCGAGACGACACUGCAAGGGACAACAGCUCUUUGACAAUUGUGCACAGUUUAUUCAAUAAACCAGACUUUUUGAUUCAAGACAACUCUGUUGAUUUUAUAUCUUUUUACUAUUAGAAAUUCCACAACAAUAUCGAUCCUCAAAAAAAAAAUAAAUGACAAUUAUUUUUGUGUUGAAAUGUGAGUUAUUUUGUCAAACUUUUCUAAACUUGAUCAAAUAUGACAUGGGGAGAGUUCAAAUCAUGACAAAAUCCUGAUCUAAUAAAACAGGCCAUUUUCCACAAUAUUGAGUUGAUUAGUGUCAUUCUAGUGUUUUUAUCAUGACAUAACUGUACUGUUUGUGUAGUGUGUGUUUUUGUAUGUCUCAGGGACUGCAGAUGGAACACAGCAUCUCUUCACUGUUUCCUUUGAAUUCUGCAGACUAAUAGUGUUCAUACUGUUACUGCAAAACUAAACUCAGACUCUACAUAUUUGACAUCUACAUUUACAUCUGUUUUGAACUUUGAACUUGAUUUACACUUUCAAUUCCAAUGUUGUUCCUCAUGUAAUGUAAGUGUAUGUAAGUCUCUGCUGUAAAUGUCAAAGUCAUUCUGUUAUAUCAUGGGACUUUUCAAUCACAAACACAUUCACAAAUCAAUCUGUACAAGAAAAUCAAUAAAA